AUGGUGCCGGGGCUGACGCGGAACCUUCUGCUCUUCCUCCUCUUCCUCGCGCCAGCCUGGGCAGGAGAGCCCCAAACCUCGCAGGUGACCGGAGCCGUGGGCGGGGUGGCGCUUCUGAACCCCCGCAGCCCAAAAAACCCCUUUAGAUAUUCCCAAAUCCAUUGGCGCUGGGAAAACGAGCUGAGAAUCGCCGGCUGCGGACGCGGGGAGCAGCCCCGCUACCCCCAGAGCCGCUUCCGGGGCCGCCUGGAGCUCCUGGAGAACGGCACGCUCCGGAUGGGCCCGCUGGAGCUGGCCGACAGCGGCCAGUACCACCUGUACCUGGAGGAUGACACGGGCAGGGAGAGCAUCGAGAAGGUCCAGCUGAAGGUCUACGACCUGGUCCCGAAGCCCCGCGUGGUGGCCACCACCAACGGUGACCCUCGGCAGUGCAACGCCACCCUGAACUGCUCCGUGGCCCUCCAAGGUGUCACCUACGAGUGGAUCCCACCCCAGAAGCCCCUGAUGAAGGAGGGCCCGGUCCUGAAGGUCUCCUUCAACCCCGCGGUGGAAACCUACGUGUGCAAGGUCAGCAACCCCGUGUCCUCCAGCAACGCCUCGCUGACCUUCCGCCACCCCUGCAGCUGGACAGAUGAGAACUCGUCCGUCGCCUGCGCCACACCCAGCGGCCGCGUGGUCCUGGGAGCCUUCGUCCUCCUCUUCCUCCUGCUCAGCGUGGCCUGAGGGUCCCACGGGUGGCUCCUCCACUCAUCUCCUCCCGUUCCACCACCACGGGGCCGGCGUCCGGACCCAGAUCCCGAAAUCCUCCGGGCACGGAAAACCAAAAUCUGUGGGGAGACCCAAUCCAAGAUCCCGAAAUCCUCCGGGCACGGAAAACCAAAAUCUGCGAGGAGACCCAAUCCAAGAUCCCGAAAUCCUCCGGGCAUGGAAAACCAAAAUCUGCGAGGAGACCCAAUCCAAGAUCCCGAAAUCCUCCGGGCAAGGAAAACCAAAAUCUGUGGGGAGACCCAAUCCAAGAUCCCGAAAUCCUCUGGGCAAGGAAAACCAAAAUCUGUGGGGAGACCCAAUCCGAGCCUGUCCUGGGGUUUCCUGGAAUUUUGGGGGGAUCAUUCUUUUUUUGGGAUGGCCUCGAAGGGCGGGGCCUUUGGCGCUCCCAAAGGUUAAUUUAUACAUUAAAUUCCAUCUGAACACCACA
This is a messenger RNA of Lonchura striata (white-rumped munia), 1195 nucleotides long. RefSeq names its product SLAM family member 8-like. Lineage: Eukaryota; Metazoa; Chordata; Aves; Passeriformes; Estrildidae. Gene Ontology annotation, cellular component: external side of plasma membrane; membrane. Gene Ontology annotation, biological process: T cell activation. The record is from RefSeq and is a predicted model, not a curated record.